Messenger RNA from Drepanopeziza brunnea f. sp. 'multigermtubi' MB_m1, 1371 nucleotides. Lineage: Eukaryota; Fungi; Ascomycota; Leotiomycetes; Helotiales; Drepanopezizaceae. The record is from RefSeq and is a predicted model, not a curated record.
AUGACCUCCCACCCACGAUCACACCGUGAUAUCAUACCUACCAUACCUGACGUUUCAAUUGAAAUCACGACCACAGCAUCCUCGAAAAGCCCUCAAUCAAGACAGAUCAUCGACGCGGCGAAAGCAGGGACGAAAAAUAAUCAGGGGGUUUCAGCCUUGCGCAGACCACGGCUCAGGACACCCACAGAAGAGGCCGAGGGACCGACAAUUGAUUGCAGGGCUGCUGUGCUGUCGUGUUUGGCUGGGCGCGAACGAGCGGACGGACGACCAGCAAUUAACCAACAAACGAACGAACGAACGAACGAACGAACGAACGAACGAACGAACGGGCGAUCGCGCGGCGUUACAACAUCCAACCUCAUCUCUUUCUCACCACCCAUAAUCAUCAAUCCGCUUCUCGCUCUCCCCGACCUCGAGUUUCCUCUCUCCGGGAUCGCCCUCUUCGAAAUUCCCUCCGUCGUCUCCGACACCACCGCGAAAAUGGGCGCCCAGAUCUCCAAAGUGAUGGGCAAGAUCUUCGGAUCCAAAGAGAUGCGCCUCCUGAUGCUGGGGCUCGACGCCGCCGGCAAAACGACCAUCCUCUAUAAGCUGAAGCUCAACCAAGAUGUGACAACGAUUCCCACGGUCGGCUUCAACGUUGAGACGGUCACUUACAAGAAUGUGAAGUUCAAUGUUUGGGAUGUGGGUGGACAGGACAAGAUUAGGCCGUUGUGGAGGCAUUAUUUCAGUGGCACCCAAGGACUGAUCUUCGUUAUCGACUCCUCGGAUAAGUCACGGAUAGAGGAAGCAAGACAGGAAUUGCACCGCAUCAUUAACGACCGAGAAAUGAAGGAAUCGUUACUGCUGGUAUUCGCCAACAAGCAGGAUAUUGCGGGAGCGGGGGCCAGGUUGCGCUCCAUGGCUACGGGCUUCCGCUUCUCGCGGUUGAUCAUUCACGGGUGCGUGGACGAGGGGUGGUGGUUCCCGGAGGGGUGCGAGAAAUCGCGGGCUUGGCGGAGGGAAGCACACGGAUACGAUGCUUGUAAUAGUAGGUAUGCACGUCGCGGGUCUACGAGGAGAGAGCUGGAGAUUAAUGCCCCCGACGACGCACCCCUGCGCCUCUGCUCUCUCCUCUCUGGUUGCGGCCCACGCGUUCCCCUGGUCACGCAUGCACUGGUCAUGGUGGUCUCAGCCCCGGGUCACGGAUCUGGUGCUCUUACGAUGGAUGGCUGGGAAUGCAAUGCAUUUCAUCACUGGGGUAUCUCUCCGUCUCGAUCUCUCCUGCAAGCUAGCUCGUGUUGUCCCGGUCCCGUCUCUCUGUGCACCACUCGCCCAUCGACCGAUUCGAUGGUCACCCCCCGCCAGUCCCGCGAAUGCACGCCUCCUGCCUGA